UUGAGAGGGGACUUCGAUUGAACUGUGGGCUUUGAGCUCUGAAUUCCCAUGUGGGCCGUGAUUGCACGGAGCUGCUGGUAGCCAGCGGUGCAUUCCCACGGGAUUUUAUUUUGCAGGGUUCUUCAAUCGAAAGGGGAGCUGAGAGCUGACAAUUUCUCUGCUGCUCUGAUUCACAUGUGGGUUUUCCUGCUGCUUAGUGCACAUCUCUCCGGUUAACCCAGUAACGACGCCCGUUGGACCCACGAGGCAUUGGAAAGUGAAGAAAAAACCCGACACAUCAUCAUCUACAUACCUAUAAGUUUGUACAUAUCGAGUCGAGGAUAACUUUGUAAAUACAGUACGGAGCCGACUCAACUAUCUUCUACGAAUUUUAUUGUCUUCUCCGCCCAUUCAUGAAGCUUCUUAUCGGUCAGCAUCCAUGUACACAAUUUGCUGUGCGAAUCUGGAAAUCACAGUGAAUCAACGAAUGAAUCUCAAUGCAGUGCAAUAGCAAUAUAUCUGCGCUUGCGAGGACACCGAAAUAAGGAUAGUUCGUUUCGAGAUCUAGCGGAAUGCAAGGUGGCAACGGAAAUUCUCGUGUCAAAUGGGGUCCUUUAAUCACAUCUAUGCCCCCAGAUUCUCCGACUUUUGCACAGGAAUUUCAAGGAGGCGGCCACCUUUUUCUGAGUAGGGCAAAUGGGGCACCUGUGUCUUCACCGCAUCAGACUCCCUGGGAAGGACAGUCUCCUCGUGGAUGGAGAGGACAGUUCCCGCAGCACGGUGCAGGUCAAGAUGUUCAGUGGAGUACGCCACCUCCACCAGGAGUGGGCUCCAGGACUCUCUCUCACCGAGGGAUGAGAAAUGGACCGGUGCAGAAUAUCCAGGGAAUGUAUGGCUCGCCGCCACAGGGCCAUGUGAACGGUGGGGGAAGGAGGCUGAGUAAUUCGCCGAGCAACUUAGCAGCUUCACCUCAGCAAAAUGUUGAGCAUGGACUCGUCGGAUCUCAGGAGCGAGGCAGGCGUCCAAUUAUGUCCCCUGACAGCCCGUCCUUUCCAGUGUGGAGCGAUGUGCCUGGCAGGAAACGCAAUGGAGAACGGGACGACAAGUUUGGAUUGCCUGAGAGAGUGGCCACUCGUGUCUACAACGAUUUGUUGGCGGGCCGCAAAGGUGUCUCUACAGGAAAGGUUGCCCAGGCAACUCUGUCAGCGCUCGGAGUUCCAUCGUUUGAAUCGUUGGGUGUCAUGCCUAAUGAGAUUCCAUGUCUGCGAAAAUUGUCUCUGCUCGAAGGCAAGGUGAAUGCCUUCAUCCACUCUCACGUGGCGGGGAAGAAGAUAACCACUUUGUAUGAUCUGAGUGUUGACCUGACACGGGAUGAAGGAGUGAAAGAGUUCGAGGACUUAGGUCUAGGGCCACUUCUUUGCCACCCAUUAGUAGGCCACUACUUCACACCACCAGUCGGGGCAGAGGUCCACAAGAUCACCGCCGGAGAAGUGAUACAGCUUCUUAGUGACUACAUCGGAAAUCUGGGGAAGGACACUCGUGUUCAGAUUGACAAUUUUUUAAGUUUUAUACAAAAGGAGCGCUCUCUUCCAUCUCCUCAGCAUCUUUGUAUCAAGAUACAAAGUCUCGGGAUGCACAUUGGGUUCAUCCGUCGAGCAAAAAAGGCUGAGAAGGAACUCAUUAGCAUAUGGGAGAGUCGAGCACGAGCGGAGUUUGAUAAGAAGCAAAAACCUAGUGUCAUGGAAAGAGUGAAUUCAUUUCUUGCAGCUGAGAAGAAAAAGGCUGCGCUGGGUAAACGGAAGUUUCCCUUCAAUUCAGAUCCAGCGACGGGGUCUGAGGAUGAUCUGGAGGACGAUGAUCAGUUGGAAGGUUCUAACAAACGAGCUGUUAGAUUGCUACAGAAAACUAGUGCAGACAGAAGUAAGAAGAAGGACGAUGACGACAGUGUGCGUUUAUUUCCCAUGCCCUCUACCACCAAUUGUCCUUACCCUUCAGAAGCAGAGGAACGUGCACGACAGAAAAAGCAGGAUUUGCGACAGUUUGUUGCGAACUCCGAGCAGGAAGACUUUUACUUAUCGGGGAUGGAGCUUCAAGAGUUCGUUACCAUCCUGAAGGAUGCGUGCGAGAAUCGAUCUGUUCAUGAGGUGCUCAUGAAAAUGAUUGAGAUGUCUAGAAAAUUCAAAGGCACAAAGAAACGGAGCGGAAAGUCGAAAAUCUUCAAAGCCUACCCAGCUAUUGGUCUUCUUAAUGUUGCUGUUCUGUCAGUGAAAGCUGGCUACUGGGACAGCAUGUAUGACAACUUUCUAGACAUCGUGGACGACGGGAAGCAGCCUGUUAAGGAAGAAUUGCGCCCUGUUGACAUUGCAGCACCAAUUGACGUUUUUCCCGAUCCAAGAGAGAGCAGUCCUUGUCAAGUUUUAGAAGCUACAAGUCCUGAGCUAUUAGCAGCUUCCGUGUUGGAACAUUAUGAUCAGCAUUCGAAGAUGAGAAUAUCUGAAGAGAUGCUCGAGGCCGAAUCCAAACAGUCGCGAGCUUGGUGGACGUUCCUGCAUUGGACGUAUGAAUGUGAAAAAUGGUUAGCUGAAAAGCAUUCAGUCCCAUCCUUUGCAUCCUUGGGAUUUGGUAGUUUUCCUGAUUUCUUAGAGCAGAAUAUGGAGUUACUACCCCGCCAGAUUAUUUCUCUUCUUAGUGAUCAGUCUGUACAUUCCAAGGUCUCCGUCAAAGUGCCCGUGGAGCGUGUGUUUUCUUUUCUUACUCAAGCUCUUCCCUCUGUGAGUGAAAAUGGCUCGGUCGCCCAAGAUGAUCUGUUACGCUUACUUUGUAGACAGUUCAAAGUUGACAGUGUAGAGGAACUGGGUGCGAGCUCUGUAGAUAAUCUUCUCCAAAUAUACAAGGAACAGCAAUCUAGACUACUCUCUAAUAGUCACGUAUAUUUUCUGGCACCAUUGCUUGGAUCAUCUCUAAGUCAUGAGGUCAAAGAGGAGGGAUGUGGGGAGACACCUCGAAGUGUUGAAACUUUGGAAGCUGUCAGCGAGAGGAGAGUUGGUGUAUUGGGAAGUAUGACAAGUGCAGAUGCCGCUAGGUCUAUGCUGAAGGCACCUUUUCUCGCCGACCUCUCACAGUGGUCUCAAUGGGACCAAGUUUUUGCUCCUACUCUUGGCCCUCUGCUAGGUUGGUUCGAGAGAGAAGGUGUUAAGGCUGGGCUGCAUGCACUUGUAACGUGUGAAGGUGUUUUGCUACGCAUUGACGAGAAAGCCACAGUGAACAGCUUUCUUCUGGCGACUGUAAGUGGGCGUGGGGAUCAAAUGGCAGCAGUUCUUACGUCCCUUGUAGCUCUUUACGGAGGUACUACAACCACUCCUUCUGCUCUUUUAAGGUCUCACGCCAAUAAAGGGUUGGAGAUAUUCCUAGGAUCAUGUGCAGGGGAUAUGGCUGUUCAAUCGACAUUCAGGACCCCUGUGACGAGUGUGAAGCGGAAGUUUACGGAACAUGUGGAGGGUCAAACAGUGAAAUCCGCACAUCAUGACGCCGGUUUGAAGCUGAAGAGUUCUGCAAAUUUGAUGGUACCUGGCAGUCAUCCUAGCACAACUGCAGCCCGCUGUGUAGUAGAUUGCCUCCAUGGGAUCAUACCAGAGUUUCGUGUAUUCGCUGCAGAGAUAUUGCUACCUGCGCUUACACCACUAAUUCCUGGGUGCCCUGCCGCGCUACUCAGCAGCUGUGUCACUUCUCAACGUAGAUCCGUUCUUCAUUGUGUGGGCUUGGCGCUAGGUAUUCCAGAAUGGAUCAAUGAUUACAAUGUUUCUGUUAGUGGUCCUCCUCAGCUACCUCCAUCUGUUCAUGUCCAUACCAUAGAUUCAAUGGAUGUUGACGACUCUAGUGUAUCCAGCUCCAAGAAGGGAGUGAACGAUAAGCCUCUUUCCGGAAAUGAUACCAUGAUGGUUGUAUCAAACGGUGACAGGGUAAUGGGUUACGAGGAUGCGGAGAUGGUGACUGCCCAAUUAACUCACGCUGGCGAGUCAAGUUCUUAUCCAGAAAUGCCACAACACAAAGUUAGAAUCAAAGGGAGACAGAGUAGUACGAUGCAAGAUGAUAGCUCAAUUAGGAAUAUGCUUUCUGAGAAGGGCUCUAUGGAAUCAGAUGCAAAGAAGGUCGUUGAGGAAAUUCGCCGGACCGAAUUUGGGAUGGGUCAGGACAUUGGAGGCACAGAACGUGACCUACUUGCACGGCAGCAUGCAAGAAUGGGUCGAGCACUGCAUCGCCUGUCUAGUGAUCUUUACUCACAAGAUUCUCAUUUUGUCCUUGAGCUGGUUCAAAAUGCCGAUGACAAUUCUUAUGCUGCCGGUGUGGAGGCUGCGUUGGUUUUCCUGAUCCAAGAAGGACGAAUUGUGGUGCUGAACAACGAAGUCGGAUUUACAGCCGUGAACAUGAGGGCUCUCUGUGAUGUGGGGAAUUCAACGAAAGCAGGAACGAAGACUGGUUACAUUGGUCACAAAGGCAUUGGGUUCAAAUCUGUCUUUCGGGUUACCAACUCCCCAGAGAUACACUCCAAUGGUUUUCAUGUGAAGUUCGACAUAUCAGAGGGUGAUAUUGGGUUUAUUCUACCGACUAUUGUUCCUCACCCUCCUGGUUGCCAGUCUCUCGAUGAUAUAUUAGCCUUGAUGCCAAAGGUUAACGUUCCCAAGAGUGUAAGUGAAGGUUGGAAUACCCGUAUUGAUCUCCCAGUUAAAGCUGCCAUACAUAAAGGAGGUGGUAUGAAUCUACUUGCUUCAAAGUUCAGUGAUCUUCAUCCAUCGUUGCUGCUUUUCCUGCACCGGCUGAGAUGCAUAGCUGUACGGAACGAGAUGACCGGGUCGAUGGUGGUAAUGCAUCGUGAGGAUCUUGGUGAUGAUCUUGUUAAGGUGGUGCAUGAGAAAGGAACGGCUACCUGGAUGGUUGUGAGGCGUCAACUCAAGGCUACUGUUCACCGCCCUGGCAUCACAGGAACAGAGAUUGCUCUGGCUUUCCAGCUCCAUGAGGUCUCCGAAGGAAUCUACGAAGCUUGCAGUGAACAGCAGCAGGUGUUUGCCUUUCUUCCCCUCCGAGCAUAUGGACUUCGGUUCAUUGUGCAGGGUGACUUUAUCGUACCAUCUUCAAGGGAAGAGGUGGAUUGUGACAGCGAUUGGAAUCAGUGGUUGAGGACAGAAAUUCCUGAUGUGUUUAUUCAAUCAGCACAAUCGUUUCAGAAGUUGAUUUCUACAUCGGGGAAUCCAGGAAAGGCUAUUUCAAGCUUCAUGAGCUUUGUACCCAUGGAAGGGGAAGUCCUGGGGUUUUUCUCUCCUUUACCUCGAAUGAUAAUGUCCCGUUUGCGGGCCACAGCAUGCCUGCCGGUCGAAGGCGGAGGUUGGGCACUACCAUGUGUUUUGUUACGUGGGUGGAGUAUUCAAAUUCGCCAUUUACUUCCUGAUGCAUUCCUGAAAGAACAUCUGGGUCUUUGUUACUUAGAUAAUGAGGUGGUGCUUUCUGAUAUUUUAGCAUCCAAGUUGGGAGUGCAACCAUUUGGAGCUGGCACUUUGAUAGCUGUGAUGAGGUCUCUCUGCCACAAGAAAGGAGCUCUUUUGAGUUUGGGCCUCAACUGGGUUGAAGCCUGGCUUUCGGCGCUCCACGACUGCUUUGAGUCCGACCAGCUGUCACAUCACCCGGCGAUAUAUGAAGAUAAGUACAUCUCGUACCGUAUGGAGCUUCAAACUCUUCCGUUCAUCCCUUUAUCAAACGGUUCUUUCACUGCUCUUGCAGAUGGUCCUGUUUGGUUUGCUGGUGAAAUGUCUGAGGACGGGCUUGGAAUGAGCAGCUCCCUGAGCAGAUUUCUCUUGCUUUCAUCGGAACUCAGGACUGUGCACCCGAGUUUGCUCUCUGCUCACGUAGAUGACUCUGGUGAGACUAGGAAGCAGGGUUCAGACUCUUCUGUGGGAAAGGUCGUGAGCAUCCUUCAAAGGUUGGGUGUUAGCCGGAUUUCAUCCCACGAGGUGAUGAAAAGCCACAUCUUACCCGCGAUGGCAAGUGAGGACUGCAUGACAAAAGAACCCCGUCUUGUUGCUGAAUACUUGGGAUUCUUUAUGUCACACCUGGAGACUAGCUGCAUGACCUGCAGUACAGAAAGGUUCAAAAUUAAAGCGCAACUUCAAAAGUGUGCAGUCAUUUUAACCAGCCAUGGACUCAUUCGGGCAGGACAGCAGCCUAUACAUUUUGGUACUGUCAUGGGCAACCAGUUUGACAUGAGGAAGAUUUUGGAAGGUACUGGAGUGUCAUGGAUCGAAGUCAGUCCUCUUUACAUGCAGCUGCAAGCCAUCGAUCACGAAGCAGUAGCAAAGUGGCGUAGGUUUUUCAAGGAACUCGGUGUAACAGAUUUCGUGCAAGUCGUUGCCGUUGAGAAGAAGAUUGUGGACAAGAAGUCCAGCGAUUGGUGCGAGGUACCAUGGGAAGGUGAUUUUGGGUAUGAAGGGGCCUGGUUUGUUCAAGACUGGCAGAGCGCAGAAUUGACUCAGAUUCUGACAUACAGGCAAAGUUCAAAAGAAGAGCUCGAUUCAGGUUAUAAUGUGAGGGAACGUUGUGCUAGUGUUCUCAUCGCGCUCGACCGACUUUGGGAUGAUUAUUAUUAUCAGUUCUGCCAAGCAUUCUACAGGCCUGUGACUGCGAGUGAGUCACGGAGGAUGACUACAGUUUCAAGCUUCAAGUUGCAGCUCCAACAAUUCUCGUGGGCUAUGUCAAGUUUGGACGAAGAGUUGCAUCCACCAAAAAAACUCUUUCGAGUAUGCGAUGACGUUAGAAACAUUCUGGGUGCCCAUGCUCCCUAUGUCCUGCCUCCGAUUCAAAAUGACAAUUUUAUGGAUGCUCUUGGAUUGCGCACUCAAGUUUUGGUGGAAGAUGCCUUGCUUCUACUUCGUCGCUGGAGUGUUGGCAGUGGUCAGUUCAAAGCGAGUGUGGCUCAAAUGACCCGACUUUAUGUAUUUUUAUGGGAGAGCCUCCCAGCGCACAAAGAGAGCAUCUUAGAUGUUCUCCAGUCAGGAGCGUCAAUAUUUGUACCGCAACACUGGAACAGAGUUUAUGAAGAAGUGCAAAUAGGUACAUUUUAUCCAAUCGAAAGGGUUUGCUGGAGCGAUCCAACACACACUCUCAACCUUGUUACAUUCGAUCGAGAAACUACACUGCUGCUACCAGUAACACCUUUGUCCAGUAUUUAUCAUGGACUUCAUGAAUUCUUCGUAUUUGAGUGCCGUAUUCAAGAGAAACCGAAUUUUGAUGGAUAUCUUGAAGUCCUUCGAAAAGUAGCCGCCAAGCAACUUCCUUCAGCUGUACUCGACCAGGUUAUGGAGGUAUUUUACGUGUGGUCCAUGGAAAUCGCUGCGGGCAAAGUUGAUCCCAAAGAGUUAGUGAGGUGGAAAAGACGUCUGGAGGAAUUGGAGAGCUGUGUAUUCCCCACCAAUCAGGACAAAUGGGUGUCGCUCAACGCCCAGACAGGGCUCAUUUGUGUGUGCGAUGACGAAAACCUCGGAGACGAGUUCAAAGAUUCUAUGGGUUGUAUCAACUUCCUACUUCUGCGAGAUGUUGAUCUCCUGAAAGUAUGCGGCCGGAGCAGUGUUACUUUACAACCACUCGUGCAAGCCUUGUCUAUCCCAAAACUUUCUGAGGCCGUGGAAAGGGAAGUCAUCAAGUACGGAUCUCAUGACUGUGGGCGGAUCGAAGCCUUGAUCGGAUGGGUUCUUCCGUAUGCUCAACGAUAUUUGAGGCAUCACCACAUUGAGCACUACAAUUACCUCCAAAAUACUGGAAUAACUGAAUCCCUGAAGAGAAUCCAGUUUGUUGUUGUGGAUCAGCUUUACUUCCAGUAUUGCUUACGAAACAGUUCCAUACGAUCAAGCAGACGGACACCCAGUACUUGUCUCCUGCAGAUGCCUUCUCCAUCCACUACCACAUCAGUCGCCACAUUACACGUUGUGGAUGAUUUCGGCAAGGACUACUGCAAUAUAUACGUGGAGCUGUCACGUUUCUUUUUUAACGGAAAGUCUGAUCUUUCUGUAGCCAACUUCUUGCACCUCAUUACUCUAAUGGCUUCCUCAGGGUCGCCAGAACGAGACGUAGAAAACUUCAUCUCCAACAGACAAGGCAUUCAGCCGAUUCCAGAGGGCGAGGAUGUGUGGACGCUUGGCUUCAAAACCAGUGACAGUCCUCCUGAGGUGGAAAGAACAUCUGGUGGGUUAUACCUUGAAAGACAUGUUAAUCACCAGAAUCUGCGAAAGAAGGUUGUCAGGGGCCUGGUUUCAGAUGGAUGGCCUCCUCAUUCCUGGAAACCUGUACCUACAGAUGAAGGCGUAAGUCCAUCUCCUGAGAGGAUUGUGCGUGGUCCUUCUGAGGAGAACUCACCACCGGAAGUGGUGAGUUAUCCACCGGAUGUUAUGAAUGGUUAUUCUCCGAGGAACCAUGGUCCAUAUGUAGGCAGUCCAAGUCAGGGAGAUCCGAUGCUCGAGUAUGAGAAUGGAGGUGGUAUGCCGAAGAUGUCGAGUUACAGAGAAAAGCCUAUGUGGGAUGGUGUUCCUAGAAACUUGGGAGUUGAACGGGGAAGUGAUGCUGGGUUUGGUUAUGAAGCUCCACAGGCACCAAGCCAGCGUUGGCAAAGUUACCCAGAAGAGAAAUCGAUUUGCAGCAAGGCUUCAGGAACCAUGACAGGACAUUGGGACGUUCAUCGCCAUAAUCUUUCCCAAAUGCAGCCAGAUGCGGCGCCACUCAUUGACAACCGAAGUCUGCCUGUAGACGUGCAAGAAGUCAUUAUAGAUGGUUACGAUCCAAUGCUUUUCGAGAACGGUGUUAUGUCUGGCACCUUGCAGAAUUUCCAGGGAAGAGAUUAUCUUGCUAUGCAUCCACUGAACGAGCAGCAACGAGAGGUUACUGGUCGAUCAGGUGAAGCUCUUGUGUUCCAGUACCUUGCCAGAAACUACGGACCCAAUCAUGUGAAGUGGAUCAAUCAGGAAGGAGAGAGUGGAGCAGCGUACGACAUUGUGAUAUUAAAAGAAUCCGGGCAGCAGGAGUUUGUGGAGGUGAAGGCCACACGUUCAGGGGACAAGGACUGGUUUGAAAUCUCUCCCCGAGAGUGGGAUUUUGCAAGACAACAUGCUGAGUACUUUACUAUCAUGAGAGUGUUCUUUGGUCCUUCCAAUCAGCAAGUUAAGCUUCUGAGACUACCAAACCCAGUGAAGCUUGCCCAGGAUCACAUCAUUCAACUGGCCCUUUUGCUGCCUGCCACACAAGGAAACAAUAGCCUAGCUGAUGGUAAGCACCUUUCAGCUCCUCCAGAUGGUCUUCUUCUUCCCUUACAGCAUUGAUUGUAGACUCAUUAGACAACCUGGAUAUUGCUGCCAGCGCGAACCAGCUAGCUCCAUUGUGUCCUGGUGGAUUGAUAUAAAGCCUCCAAGCUCUUAGGUAGAUCAGUCCAUACGUGUUGCUAGAGUUCGGGUGGCAUUUUGCCCCAGCCUUGCACGGGGAGAGUCCAGCUUUGAUUCCCAGACAGGUCGACACUAAACGAGAAACCGCAAAGCCUCAACUGGGCAGGAGUUGGGAUUGAAACACACGUCUGAUCUCUUCACGUAGAAUUAACUGCUGAAAUUUCCACACAAGGUGAGUGCGGAGAAGCGUGUGAUAUUUAAGACAGAUUUUCAACUGCUCAUUCCAGGAUCAUGAACUGAGUUUUGGCAUUCAAGUUUACUCGGAUUAAUCAUGUCUCUACCGAAUGGCCAAGCAAAGUAGGCGCAGCAAUCUUGGCGACAGCCGAACCAGUUUGGAAUACAUUAGGUGUGGCCAUGAAAUGUAGUUUACACCUAGCAGGAGAAGCAAAGCAUUGUUCUUUCAACACAUUUAUGUACAUAUAUUUUAUCCUACAUCUCAACAAAAUAUAAAGAAGUGCCCG
Messenger RNA from Marchantia polymorpha subsp. ruderalis, 9913 nucleotides. The record is from the annotation of a GenBank genome assembly. NCBI's taxonomy places the organism in Eukaryota, Viridiplantae, Streptophyta, Marchantiopsida, Marchantiales, Marchantiaceae.